Molecule: messenger RNA, 1761 nt
Organism: Diaporthe batatas
Lineage: Eukaryota; Fungi; Ascomycota; Sordariomycetes; Diaporthales; Diaporthaceae
Exons: 6
Coding region: 1-1761 (586 amino acids)
Biological process (GO): peptidyl-serine phosphorylation; intracellular signal transduction
Molecular function (GO): protein serine/threonine kinase activity; ATP binding
Source: RefSeq, a predicted model, not a curated record
AUGUCACCCCAGGGCCUCGACACAAUCGAGGAAAGGGACGCCGAAACCGAGGUGACGCCCACAGUCGCCACUGUCGAGAAGGCUGCCGCAGCCAAGAUCUACCUUGAGACCUAUUUCAAUGAUCGCUUAGCUCAUCCAAAUGCACGCGAGGCGCGCCUGCGUCAGCUUGACAGUCGCCUCUGGCAUGUGGGUGUUGCCUUCCCGGAGGCUGAGAGGGACAGGCAGAGGCGCCAGUUCUUCCGCAAUGAGUCCGACCACUUGCGAGAAACGCGGGCCAUGAAAGCACGAACCAUGAGGGCUCUGAAAGAGGGAAGAGGCACGGCUUCUUCGUGCUGCAAUGACUACCAGGUCGUCAAGGCUCUGGGUAAAGGCAGCUUCGGAGUGGUCAGGCUGGUCCGAGAGAAGCGCCAGACCGGGGACAAGCAGCCCAGUGGGCGGGUGUAUGCGAUGAAGGUUAUCCGCAAGUCCGGCAUGCUCCGUACAAGCCAGGAAGGCCAUCUCAGGGCUGAGAGAGACUUCCUCGUUGCCUCCGAGGGAUCCAGAUGGGUCGUGCCAUUGAUCGCCAGCUUCCAAGACGCUUCCAAUCUUUACUUGGUCAUGGAUUACAUGCCUGGCGGGGACUUCCUUGGUCUUCUCAUCCGAGAGAACAUCCUCAGCGAGCCGGUUGCGCGCUUCUACAUUGCCGAGAUGAUCAUCUGUGUCGAGGAGGCCCACGCACUGCACUGCAUCCACCGAGACAUCAAGCCCGACAAUUUUCUGGUCUCGGCAUCGGGCCACUUGAAGAUAUCUGACUUUGGCCUGGCGUUUGACGGACACUGGUCCCAUGAUUCUUCAUACUACCAAGCCAGUCGUUACUCGAUCGUGCAGAAGUUGAACCUUGAGGUCGUUAGCGACGAGCAGGACAGGCUGGACGCUCUGAACCUGGCGCACAACGGCAUAUGGGGCUCAAACAUCAUGAUGAGCCUGGACAAACACGAAAACAAGAGCUCAAGUGACAGCGAGCCCCUGUUGCAGUGGCGCAACCGAUGUGGGAUGAGGACGCUGGCCAAGUCAGUCGUGGGAACCAGCCAAUACAUGGCCCCGGAGGUGGUGCAAGGGGCCGGGUACGACGGCCGGUGCGACUGGUGGAGCAUCGGUGUCAUCCUCUAUGAGUGCCUCCACGGGAACAGCCAGGCCUUCACAGACCGUUUCGUGUUCCCAUACGAUGCUGAGGACAUCAAGGCUCACAAAUGGUUCAAGGGUGUUCCUUGGGAGAGGCUCCACGAGCUCGACCCGCCCUUUGUGCCGUUGCUUCGCUCGACCGACGACACCCAAUAUUUUGAUGAUGAUAAGCCCAUCACAGAUCUUUCAGACAGUGACGACGACGACGAUCAAGACGAUGCGAUGCCCACGCCGGAGACGCGUGAAGCGGGCCAGUCAUCUGUGACGCCGAAGGCCCCUGCUACGCCCGUCGUUGUGCCGGCUGGACCUGUGGCUGGAACCGCGACCGCCGUCGCAGCGUCCAGCGCCUCCAAAAAGCGUGCUGAGCGCGAGGCUCUCCUCGCCAAGACACUGGCGCCGUUUAACAGCGGCAUCCAGGUGGCAGUGCGGUCGUGGCUAAAAGUCCCGUACGACAGCCUCCGCCUGCGCAACUUUGAGAACCAGGUGGACGACGAGCCGGGGCUGCGGGCGACGGAGCGCGACACACUGAAGGCACUGGUGCGCUUCAUCUUGCUCCUGUGGGGGCAUGUAGUGCGGGAAGGACGAGCAUGGGCUAACUGA